CACCGCUGGAAUACCGAUGAACGGUUCUUGUUGCUCGCAAUUAAAUUUAAAAUUAAUACUCAAGAAUUAAUUUAGAAUUAAUUUAGGCGAAAUGACGCCUCCCGCGGGUAAAGGCAAAUGGUUGACACCCAAAGGCAUGACCAGAGCGGAGCGCAAGGCCGCCAUUGCGGACAAUGUGGAGAAACUGGUCAGGAAGCUGUCGGGUAGGAAGGCCAGCGAGCAGGAUCUGCGCAAGAACGAGCUGCGGGCGUGGAAGCUGAUCCGCAAGUACCGUUACUGGAGCACCAUCUGCAGCAAGGCGAGCCGCACCCUGGACCUUCUGGUGGAGCGAUUCCGGGAGGAACCGGGCAUGUCCACGUUCGGGGACGCCGUCGGGGAGCUGGUCACCAAGCUGCUGCCGCUACCUGAACUGGAAGACAUAGGUGAGCCGGACGUGGAGUUGUCGUUGCUGGACUUCCUGCUCAGCAUGACCAACGAGCCCGUGCAGAACAUCCGGCGGCACCGGGAGCUGAUCAACGAGCUACGGCGGUCCCUAGUCGUCGUCAUAGAGGCAGCCGAGCGGCAGGAGCAGGAGGAGAAGGCCGCCCUCCACCCACCGCCCAAUCCCGCCGAAACGGAGGUGGACUGGACGGCGUUGCUCAGCGAGGACUUCCUCGAUCCACCGGGGGAUGACGAUAACAGCUCGGACAGUUUGAGUGACUGGUCAGAUGUUUCGGAUUGUGACACGUCGAGUACGCUUCGGCCCGAUGAAAAUAUGGGCACCACACUGGAGCUCCCGGACAUGGCCAGUGUUUAUGAGCGGGCCAUGCAAGUGGCCGCAGCGACUGAAAGUGGCACUACCAGCUUUCUGCCGGCUGCUCCCCACGAACGUGGCGUCCGGAGUAGCGUCUUCCGGAUCGGCUUGCCACUGGUGCUAACCCUAAACAAUCAGAGCCCUCAUCUAAGGCUGAGUAGGUUGCCUCAGUUGGAGGCACCACAGCCGCCGGCCACAGCCACCGAAUACGAAACCAGUGACCGAAAUUCGGACCUGCUGCCGCGGACAAUCCACGCCCACUGGUGGCGCCAUGAUAUUAAAGUAUUUGCCCUGCCCCCGGAUGCCGAUCCAUUGGCCAACUUUGCCGUGAGCUAUGUACAGUUUCUGAACCGAAACGCCCGUGGGUUGAUAAAACUGCCGCUGCCGAACACCACCACGGAGCCGUGCCUGCUGCGGGAGAUCCUCCUAAUGUUCGUGCGACCGGCCAGUUGUUGCUUCUUCGAAUUUAACGAGCAGACGCGGCGCAUUGUUGCCCGUUCAAAUGUCAGCAUCUGCACUGUGGCAGCGGGCACAAUGCAAGAUUUCCUGCAAGGUAAUGUGGUUCCUGCACUAGAGGACAUGUUGGAGCUGCGCCGCAUCAUCGAUGAGCACACGUUAGCCUUUGAUGACUCAACUACGGGUACCUUGGAAUGCUUUGCCUACGGCUUGAGGGAUCUUGUCCGGCCAAUUUCCCAGCUGCUCAUCGCCUACGAGCAGCUUGUCUAUGAUGAUCCCGCAAAAACUACGCUGAUCAUGUUUGUGUUUCAGUUUAGAAAACACUUUAAACAGCUGCGUUUGUUGCGCCACCUGGCCGAAGAUGUCAUCCUGAAAAAAGGACCUCCGCAUCUGCGGAGCGCCUAUUUGCUAUCUAGACUUUCUAGGCACACGAAUCCGCAGGUGCCGCACCAGAAGCUGGCAACUGCCCUGCUGUUAGUUUCCCUUGAGCGGUACUGCAACAUCAUCGACUCCUGGUGGCGCAGGGCCACGCUUGAGGAUCGGCGGAACGAGUUCAUCGUGGAGAGAUGGGUCGAGGAGGACUCGGAGCGACGUAGCUAUGUGCGCAAGCGUUGUGUGCAUCCGGAUGAAGGUCCUCAGGCCGUAGAGAUCUUCAAAAAGCUGCACUCCUGCCCUUUUUACCAGCUAAUGCUGGACCACGCCCUGGAGUCUGGAGACACACAGGAUUUGCUGGCCAACGUAAAUCUGCUGGGCGAAAUGUUGACCACCAGCAACAAAAAACAGCCGCUGUUUCUCUACGAUGAGCUGGCCGCACAGCUGUUCACUCAGAUAGAAACCUAUUGUGGUCCCGUGCCAGCGGAUGAGGAAGAUGCCCAGGAGCCGGAAAAAGAAAUGGGUCAGGCGGCCGACGAGCUGUUGGUGAAGAAUGCACAGGGCAUUCAGAAUCGUGAUCUAAUGGCCAUACUAACCCGACCGGCGCAGGUGCGUCUUUUGGAGCGACAACGCUGCCGUGAGACCAAAAAGCCGAUGCAAUUUACUAACAUUCUAAAGCGCUUGGAGCGCUCCAAUACGCUUGCGCUGAGGGACGAGCUCCCGGAGGCAUUGCGCGAGAUCCUGCGGAGAAGGCAGUGCCUGGCGAAUGAGUACGCUAUGCGAGCGUACCGCGUGGAUUUGCAGCUGGCCGAGCAUGUGCGAUUCUUGCGGCACACGAUGUUGCUGGAGGCGUACUUCCUACACCUACCCUACUACACCGCACUCUUCUCGCAAAUUGAGAACGGCGAUCACUGGGCCAGGAGUUCGGUGCUCAGUGCCACACUAUAUGAGGUGCUAUUGCCGCACUACCCGCAACUGGCCGACAACAUCCAUGUAAAGGUGAUAUCCAAGAUCGCCAGUACUUCCUAUAAACCUUACGAGGCCCUGGAGGCCCUCAAACUGGUCUACGACAUGGAAGUGGGCCUGCAGCGUAUCCUCACGGAAAAACACAUGCAAGGCUACAACUCGGUGUGGCGGCUGAUGCUGAAAGUGAAGUGGGCCGCAUGGAAGCUGGAGAAUCUCGCAUUUUUGCGUCGUAAAGACAGAAGUCCUUCUGCGCCUUUGGAUCUGGUCGGUCUGACGAUACGCCGCCUGGAGAUCUUGCGCUUCUGGUUGAUUUACCUCAUCAACAGCCUCCACACACACAUUAUGCAGGCCGUGGGCCAGCAGUUUGAGCUCCGGAUCGGUCAGUGCAAGAACAUCCGACAGUUGAGCACCCUGCACGACGAGUAUAUGGCGCUGCUGUUGACCCAUUGCAUGCUGACAGACGAAUUUGCCACCUUUCGCGUGGCCCUCGAGCAGCUCUUCCAUCUGGUCUACGUGCUGGACAUGGAGUGGGCCAGCUGCGCCUGUUACCUUGGCGAUAACGACGCCCUCAGCUUGGAUCUUACUACUUCGGAGUACGGCGAUGCGGACAGCGAGUCGGAUGGCCGGACCUUGGAGUAUUUGGCCCUAAACCAGGUGGUGGAGAUCGAGGUGACGUACAUACGGUGCCAUCAGACGCUGGCCGAGAUUAUCAACACGCUGGUGUACAAGCACGAUCACGGAUUCCUAACUGCCUUGGAAGUGGCCAUCAACACCAGUGUGCCCCACUGAACCCGAAUCUCCUCAUGGCAUUACUUCACUCACCAUCAUCGCCAUAACAUAA
Drosophila rhopaloa is the source of this 3428-nucleotide messenger RNA. RefSeq lists its product as uncharacterized. Gene Ontology annotation, molecular function: gamma-tubulin binding; microtubule minus-end binding. Gene Ontology annotation, cellular component: centrosome; spindle pole; gamma-tubulin complex. Bases 92 to 3376 code for a protein of 1094 amino acids. The transcript has 6 exons. The record is from RefSeq and is a predicted model, not a curated record. Gene Ontology annotation, biological process: meiotic cell cycle; mitotic cell cycle; microtubule nucleation. Lineage: Eukaryota; Metazoa; Arthropoda; Insecta; Diptera; Drosophilidae.